This is a messenger RNA of Nilaparvata lugens (brown planthopper), 3214 nucleotides long. Its product is annotated as transcription factor IIIA. The coding region runs from base 33 to 1493 and encodes 486 amino acids. NCBI's taxonomy places the organism in Eukaryota, Metazoa, Arthropoda, Insecta, Hemiptera, Delphacidae. The transcript has 8 exons. Gene Ontology annotation, cellular component: nucleus. The record is from RefSeq and is a predicted model, not a curated record.
UCUCAAACACAAUAAGCUACGAUUUUGGAGCAAUGGAAUCUGAUAGUAAUUUGAGCUCUUCUACGUGCAAUUUUUCUAUUGCUAAACUAUCAUCUACCAAUAAGGCAAAUGAAGAAUGUCUCGACUCUUCUAGAAACACCGUCAAACAUUCUUCAGAAUCAGAAUUCACAUUUCUUGAAGCAGAUUCUUCAGGCGAUUUGGAACAAUCUAAUAAUGAUGAUAGUGAAUAUAAUAUUGAUAGUGAAGACAUUUCAUACAACAAUCCAGGAACUUCAAAUGAUGAAAGCUCUGCAUCCGAUUAUGAACCAACUCAACUCGAUAAUGCUAACAUGGAUGAUGAUACUUCAAAAAUUGACUCAAUGGACGACGAUGAUAUUAUAAAACCUAGUUCAUCAAAACAAAAGCCUAAUAAAAGAGCUAAACAAAUACUUGCCAAAAAUUAUGCGUGUGAUUACCCCGGAUGUACUGCAACGUUUUCGAGGCCUUGGAAGUUAUCUGCCCACCACUGCAGGCAUACUGGUGAAAGGCCGUUUAUGUGUUCUAGAGUUGGUUGCACAAAGAGCUACACCAACCCAACUCAUUUGCGUAGGCACGAUCUCAAGGUUCACGGAGCUAAGAAUCCAGAAAGUGACACUAAACGAUAUAAAUGUACGCAUCCAAAUUGCUGGCUCGUUGAUCAUCCAGGCUUUUGCACUGUACCAGGACUAAGAAAGCAUGAACAGAGACAUGAAGUUCUAGAUAAAAAUGGCCUUGUUUGUGCAGAUUGUAAAAAGACUUUUCCCAGAUUGAAUGAUUUAAAAACACACAGAUUUGAGCAUGAUAACAUUCUACCUUUCAAAUGUGAUUACUGUGGAAAGGCAUAUAUUUCUAACAAAGAGCUACGGAAACAUCGUCGAACUCAUAGGCGAUAUAAGUGCCCAGUUCCUGGCUGUGAAUCUUUGGAAUUCGACACAUUCAAAGAACUUCAAAAGCAUAAAGUCAUACAUAAUAGCGUGAUUCGAUGCUCGCUGUGCGCGAAGGAGUUUGCGAUGCAGUGCCGGCUGCGCGUGCACAUGGAGGAGGUGCACCCAACUGAACCGAACGCCGCGCAUUGGCCGUGCACGCACCAAGGCUGUUCGCGCAUAUUCACGCGCCGUCGCAACAUGCUGCAGCACAUGCGUCAGAAGCACCAGGGCCAAGGCUACGUCUGCCCCUUCCAAGCCUGUCAUUUGAAAUUCGUUUGGAAGCAAAGUCUCACCAAGCACAUGCAACUUCACCUUAUGGACGGCUCCACGGUUGCUGAACAACCACAACAGAAAGAUAAAAGACCUCGAGCUAGAAGGAAGGAUGCUGACAUACCGAAAUCCACCACUGCUGAAUUACUGUCUAGUGUGAUUGUCGAUAAGCAGACUAAAGAUCAGCUCCUGAAUAAGGAUGAAUUCGACACCGAUGAGGAAAUCAUCGACCAGCUGACUGAAUCUCCUCCGCCGGGCUGUGCUGAUGAUGUGAGUUGAUGCUAAUUCAAGUAGAUGAAACAUUUGACUGAAUAUCAAAAUUAUUGUGAUAUCUUGAUGUAUAAGCUAUUACAAUUUCUCAUUAUUAUCAAUACAAAUGAUUUGAUAAGUUAAUAAAUUGAUAAGCCAUUUUAUUUAAUUAAAUAAGCCUGAGCGCUAAAUAUUUCUAAGAUUGAGCAAUUAACUCUAAUUAUUUCAGUUUUCUUGAAUAAAUUUAUUUCUCAAAUCUUUACACACUAUCGACAAUUUUUAUCGUUAUAAAUUUUUCGUGAGGAAUUUUAUAAAGUUUUAUCAAUCGGGAUCUUUUAUAUGUUUUUUACCUUUUUAAACCAAGUACAAUUUGGUUGAAUUCCGAUAAAUAUUGAUAGAUAAUAUGGAAUAUCAGGCAAAUUAGUGACUUACAGUGCAACUUUUAUCGGGACUUUUAUCUAAUAAUUAUUCUUUUCUUUUAAUAAUUCUUGAGAAUAUAAUCCAGUCUAUUUUGAUUUAACAUUUAUUUAAACAAAAUUUCCUGGUAAAAAAUUGUAAGGCUCUCAUAUUGGUGAAUUUUUUUUUAUCAACCUCAUCUACUUUACGAAUAAGACUUUCAAAUGCUGUCUCAUUGCAUGAUAAUCUUGAAAAUUGAUUUGUUGUUUCAAGCGCCUAUUUUUCAAUAUGAUUCAGAAUUGUUUACAAAACAGCAGGUUUACCAGUAUUCACAGCCUCUUCUCAGCUUCAGAUCCUCUUUCCAAAAUUUUCUCGCACGAUACAAAGUACAUUAUUAUUUAUAUUUAAAAUCUCAACCACUGUGUAUGGUGUUGCACCUUGAAACUCAUAGUGUAUCAACAUCUAUUGAACAUGUUAUGGAUACUCAGGACUGAAGAGAAUCAAUCAGAUAAGUCAAUACUUCUUCAAUCACGGUUAAUCACGGUCAAGUUUUAUAUUCAAUUGAGCUACAAAAAUAUUUUAAAAUUAUAUUAUUGGAAGUUAGUUCCAAUAAAUUGGAUAAGGAAAUACAAUAAAAUUGAAAUUCAUCCUCCAUAUCUAUCUUGAUCAUUCAUGAGAACUUUUCGUAACCAAACAACACAAGCAUGGUCAACCAUAACCUCAAAAGUCGAAUGCACUUCUCAUGCUAUUCCCCUCUCUCACUUUGUUCACUGCUUCAAGCACGGUCUAUAUGGUGUAAUUACCUCUUUCAGACUUCUUCUUGUGUUGUAAAAAAUUACUGAUAUGAAAAAGUAGGAAAUUAUUAUAAAUUUCUACCAAUGUUAGAGCUUUGUGGUUGAAUAAGUAAAGCAAGCAAAAUUGUAGGCUAUUAUCUUACUUGGGACUGCAAAAGAAAAAUGUUUAUUUUUAUUUAUUUAUUUUAUUUAAUGAUGAAGAUACAUUUGGACUAUAUUUUUCAAAAUUGUAUUAGAAAUUGUAAGGGUUCUUUUUCAAUGCGAAAUUGUGCUCCAUUCAGAAAUCGAAAACAUGCCCCAUCGCCAUCUUUUUUCUUUAACAUAACCUCAGUCAUUUAAACAAAUGAGUUUGGAACAAACUACCACACUAACAUGUGUAGUUGAAUGUGCUUGUUGAAUACACAAUCUCAGAUGACAGCUCAACUCAAAGCAUAUACAUUUAUUUAAUGCUUUUGUAAUGACAUGAACAUUUACUCACCUUGACAAAAAACACUUGAAGUGACGUGAAACUACAAUGGAAACAGCAAAUGAAACUGCCGUAAUGGCCGAUUAGAAGCAUUG